AUGAAUAGUACCAAUACUAAUUCAACAAAUAUUAAUUUUCGAAAACAAAUACAAACUUUACGUUAUAAAUUAUUAUUAGAUGGUAUUGUUCAAGUUUGUCGUGUACCACAUGCAAAAAAUAUUAUUGAAAAAAUACGUUUUUCAAGAUUUUUAAGACGAUGGGAAGAACAUCAUAUUGUUUUAUCACAAAGUGAAACAUAUUCUAAAACGCCUGAAAAUUAUAUGGACCGUCCAAUAUUAUAUUCAGCUAUUGAAGAUGUUAGUGUAUGGUCUAAAACCAAAAUGAUCGAUUCUGAUUGCAGAUUUUGUAUUCGAAUUGUUACAAAUGAAUGUAUUUAUUUUUUUCAAGUUAAUAAUUUAUAUCUUCGAGAUCAAUGGUACUAUUCUAUACAAUGGAAGAGAAAUAAACUAAAAUUUGAAAAAAUACUUCGUUCAGCGAACCGUCCAGAAAUUUUAAUGAAAGAAAUGAAAAGUAUGAUUGAUUUUGCUAUGAAUUCCCCGAUUGAAGAUUCCGAAGUCUAUCAGUUUCCUCUAGAAAUUGUAUCUGAAAUUCUUCAGCAGCAAGAAUGUAAUUUACCUCGUUUUGUUCACGAAAAUGUUAUUGUUUCACUUGCACCAUUAUUAGAAAAAAAUUAUCCAUCGCCAGAAAUAUGUGAUUUUUUUAGUAAACAUUGCAGAGAUAGUCCACGUUCUCAAAUUGUUAUCGAAAUGUUUACACCUGUUGUUCAACGAAUAUUAAAACAUAAUACAGAUUUUGGAAAAUAUCCACGAAUGCGAAUAUUUAUACAAGAUUAUUUAUUAGCAUUAAAUUCUCAAAAUGAUGGUUUAAAAGUAGUUCAAGACUUUAUUAGAAGUAUGCAUGGUCCAACGAUGACUUGUCCAUUUCCACGUGUGUUAUCAAAUUUUGUAUCCGUUUGUUUGGCAGCGAUUUAUAAUUUUUUCGAAGAUCGAAAGAAUUACAAAUUUGUAGAUAAAGAAAGUUGUCACGCAUACGAAGAAGAAACAGAGAGUCAACUAAUUUGUUAUACAAAAAUGCUUCAAACAAUGUCUUCAUCAGACGAUUGGCGUCCACAUUUAGGACUUUUACUUCAGUCCGUUCCAUUUCCUGAUGAAGCAUUGACACAUGACAAGUUUAUCGAAAUAUUCAAAAAUGUUGUUAAAAAUCUAGUCGAUGAUACAAGAUGCGAAGUGCAUCAAACUGUUUUGGGAAUUCGUGAAGGAAAAGAAGGUUGGUUUGAAAUGUUUUGUCUGGGUGGAAUUGCAUGCGAUGACGAUGGUGAAAUGUUUUCUUUUAUGCUCAGUAAACUCAUCUCAUGUUGUUGUCGGAAAAAACGUUUUUUACUUAGCGUUAAUAAAUUACUACCUCCAUUAAUGUUAUUAGCAUUAAGAGAAAAUCAAAGUUCAUUAGAAACAUUGUGUGCCAUGCUCGAUUUAGAUGCUAUUGAAAAUCGCGAUAAUAAAUUACAACUUAUAUCUACAUUACAAAGUACACAAACGGGCUUAAAAAUGUAUGCAAAAGUAUGUGAACGACAAAUUGCCUUACGUGAAUUACAACAAAAAGGUGGACCACGAAAAUUAACAUUACCAUCACGUUCAACUGAUAAUGAUUUAGCUAAAUUAUUAAGUAGUGGUUCAUUCGGUAAUUUAGAAUGUUUAAGUUUAGCAUUUACAAAUGUAACGAGUGCAUGUGCUGAACAUUUAAUUAAAUUACCAUCAUUAAGAUAUUUAAAUUUAUGGUCAACACAGUUUGGCGAUUCGGGACUUGAAUUAAUAUCUGAACAUCUCAAUCGACUUCAAGUGUUAAACUUAUGUGAAACACCAGUAACGGAUAAAGGACUGGCUUAUCUCGCUUCUAUGAAACAAUUGAGAAAAUUAAAUUUAAAUUCAACUCAUUUAUCACCCCUUACAUUUGAAGCAUUGAAAGAGAAAUUACCAGCACUACAAGAAUGUGAUAUUCGUUACACAGAUGCUUGCAGUAAUUCAAUCUAUUAUCAGAUAUAUCUUGAAUUGUGUGUUAGCUCACUUGAUGACAUUACUCGAUUGGCCGAUAAAAAAGCUCAACAUUUAAUUCAAUUUGCAUUGCAUCGAUUAAGUCUACCGACUACAUCAAAUCAUGCAUCAACAAAUAUUCGUCCUAUAACAACAACAAAUUCAUUGUUACCAAUGAAUGCCAAUGGAACAAUUUCAUUACGUUAUCGAUCUUCAAGUAGUAGUACACAUGAUAAAAAAUCAGUUCUGAAUAACAAUAGUCCAACUCGUUAUAGUAUACCAGCAACAAAGAGUGAUUUUGUUAAAUUUCAAUCUCGAUUUCUAGCAAAUGCAAUUUACACAACGAACAAUCAUUCGAUCAUGAAUAAUAGUAAAAAUAAUCUAGUGCAAUAUUCAUACAGUUUAAAUAAACCCUGGCUACCAAAACUCGACAGAAAUCGACACCUCUUACUUAGUAUACAAAAUUUUGUUAGUGAAUUAAUUGAUCAAUGUAUGAGAGCAGCAUUUGUACAGAUUGAUUACAUUCAUUUAUCUGAGACAUCUUCGAUGAACACAAAUGAUGUUGAAGAGAAUUUAGCAUCAUCUAUUUUGCUAUUCGAUUGUUAUCCACCCUUUAUAUCUGCUGAACGGUUGAAUACGAUACAGUCAUUUGCUGAUCAACUAUUAUCUUCGUGCUUUCAACAAUCAUACGAUAGUAUGGAACAAUAUUCCUCUCCACAUCACAAAGAUAAACUCCUUCGUACAUUGUCAAAUAGAGUUGUCGAAAACGUUUUAAAUGAAGCAAUUGAAAGUAUAAAAUAUGAAAAUAAAUUCAGAAAAAAAAGAAAUAAUCGAAUGGAUAACGAGAAAUGUUCAGCAUCACUAAUGACAGAUGAUGAAAAAAUUGUUCGAGAAGCAAAAAAAGUAACGUUGUCAUCUGAUGAAGAGGAUAACGAUGACGAAAUGACAAAAAGGAAGAGUUUAUUUGUUAAACAAAUUCGACAUCGUUCAUCGAGUGCAUUCAAAGCAUUAAAGACGAAAAAAGAAAUAAAAACAAAUAAUGAGAAUGAUGAACAAUAUCAAUCAACAUUGAAUCUUGUCACAGCAAUGCGAGCCAUCUUUUUUUCUACAACUUUUCGUACACGUUUGAUUCUACAACAAUGUUUAAUUUCAAAACGGUUAAAUUCCAUAUAUUCUCCAUCUUAUGGUCCCGGUAAUUUUUAUCAUCUUGAUCAUGUUGAUUUAAAUGAGUCAAAAUUUGACAAAAUUCUUAUUGCUAAUCGAGGCGAAAUUGCAUGUCGUGUAAUACGUACUUGUCAAGCGAUGGGGAUAAAAACAGUUGCUGUUCAUAGUGAUAUAGACCAUAAUUCGCUGUUUGUAAAAAUGGCCGAUGAAGCAAUCUGUAUUGGACCAGCACCAACAAAAUUAAGUUAUUUGAAUGAAGAUGCCAUUUUAAAUGCAGUAAAAUCAAGUGGAGCACAAGCAGUUCAUCCAGGAUAUGGAUUUUUAUCAGAGAAUACAAAAUUUGCAAAAAAAUUGUCUGAUCAUAAUGUUGAAUUUAUUGGACCAUCGAGUGAAUCCAUAUUGGCUAUGGGUGAUAAAAUUGAAAGUAAACGAAUAGCUAAAAAAGCAAAUAUUAGUAUGAUACCGGGCUUUGAUGGUGAAGUGAAUGAUGUCGAACAUUGUGUGCAAAUUAGCAGAGAUAUCGGUUAUCCUGUUAUGAUCAAAGCGUCUGCAGGUGGUGGAGGCAAAGGGAUGCGUGUAGCGUGGAAUGACGAAGAGGCACGUGAAAACUUUAAAUUAUGUAAGGGUGAAGCUGCAUCAAGUUUCGGCGAUGAUCGCUUAUUAGUUGAAAAAUUCAUCGAUAAUCCUCGUCAUAUUGAAUUCCAGAUAUUGGGUGAUAAACAAGGAAAUGUUUUUUAUUUGAAUGAACGUGAAUGUUCUAUACAAAGACGAAAUCAAAAAGUCAUUGAAGAAGCACCAAGUGUAUUUUUGGAUGAUAUUACACGGCGAAAAAUGGGUGAAGAAGCUGUUCAACUUGCUAAAGCUGUAGGCUAUUAUUCUGCCGGUAUGUGCACAGUAGAAUUUAUGGUUGAUUCUCAAAAAAAUUUUUAUUUUUUGGAAAUGAAUACACGAUUACAAGUCGAACAUCCAAUUACGGAAGCAACAAUUGGUAUCGACUUGGUUCAUCAAAUGAUUCGUGUAGCAAAAGGACAUUCGUUACGUUUCAAACAAGAAGAUAUCAAAUUUCAUGGUUGGGCGAUUGAAUGUCGCGUUUAUGCUGAAGAUCCUUAUAAAGCAUUUGGCUUACCAUCAAUUGGUCGUCUGACAUCCUAUAAAGAUCCCAGCUUUAUCCCAAAUGUACGUUGUGAUAGUGGUAUAACGGAAGGAAGUGAAAUAAGUCUUUAUUACGAUCCAUUGAUAUGUAAGCUUACAACGUUUGGAAAAAAUCGAAGUGAAGCUUUAACAACAAUGGCACAAGCUCUUGAUGCAUAUGUGAUACGAGGCGUAACAAACAAUAUUCCACUUCUAAGAGAUAUUAUCACUGAAGAACGCUUCGUCAAGGGAGAUAUAACAACCAAAUAUUUGCCAGCUGUUUAUCCUCAAGGAUUUAAAGGUAAAAUGUUAAAUGAUCAAGAACGUUUAAGUUUGACAGCCGUAGCAGCAUGUGUAGCCGUUAAAAGUUCUAUUCGCGAUGGGUCGUUUAAAAAUAUGUUAAGACAAACGGUUCGUUCAUUGCCAAAAACAUAUACAUACGAAAUUCUAUUGAAUAAUAAAAAAGUCUUAUGUCAUGUGAAAGCUUCAGCGGAGAAUAAACAAUUCGAAGUUCAAAUUGACGAUAACAUUCCCGUUUUUAUCGAUGAUAAUUUCAAAUUAAGUGAUCACGUUAUUCAUGCACAUGUCAACAAUGAAAUCAUUGCAUUACAACUCUUCAAAAUGGAAUCAACUGGAAACGUAACAUUAAUAUAUCUAGGAACUAAGUAUGAGCUCAGAGUAUUACCUGAAGCAGCAGCUAAAUAUAUGUCGAUAAUGCCAGAAAAGAAAGCAAUUGAUUAUGCAUCUGUUCUAAUAUCACCGAUGCCUGGCAUUGUGAAAUCUGUUAAUGUUCAAGUUGGACAAAGUGUUUCAGAUGGUCAAGAGGUUUGCAUCGUGGAAGCAAUGAAAAUGCAAAAUAAACUGACCGCCGGUCGGACAGGAAAGGUAAAAUUUGUUGGUAUAAAAGAGGGUGACACUGUUGAAGAUGGUAAAAUUUUAAUUGAACUAGAAUGA
Molecule: messenger RNA, 5238 nt
Organism: Didymodactylos carnosus
Lineage: Eukaryota; Metazoa; Rotifera; Eurotatoria; Philodinida; Philodinidae
Source: the annotation of a GenBank genome assembly